GGCCUCAGACAACUUCAACACAACUCUUCUUUGAUAACAUAAUAACCUCCUUCUCUAAUAUUCAAACUGUGUCCAGAAGUCCUCUGGGUCACCGUGAAUGCGUAUUAUAAUUCUUAUUAGAGCGUGGCCGUGUGCUACUCAAGUGUCGGGUGUAGGUUAGUCUUGUCUGGCUGGAAGACCUUGUGGCACGAGCCAACUCCCUUGCUUAUUUACUUACUCCGGCCGCCACUUAUCUAGUCUCCCACAAGGUGGUGCUGAGGACGGACCCCCUCUCGUUUGCCUUUCUCUCUCCUUGCGUGUAACAGUGUGCGUAUGUUCGUCCGCGACUAGAGAAGAGGACUGACUUAGUGAAGAGAGGAGUAGAGAAAGGGACAGGCUGAUUCUCAGGUUCUCUCUGUGUGUCAUAGUGUUGUUGUUUUUUUUUUCUCUCUUGCAAGACAGAGGCCAAGGAUUUCGUACCUGCAGGAGUAUUUACCAUUAAUCGUUCAUAGCUCGAACAAAGAUGGGUUCUGCAUUCCUGGAGGACCCCGGCGUGGAGGACUACCUGGGCUUCAACAUGACCGCCCUCGAGGUCGACGAAGCCUACCUCAGCCUCACGUCAGACGACCCGAGGACACUGAGCCUCUACACGCGCAACGGAGACUGUUACGGGUGCCCGCUACAGAAGCGAGACAUAAACGUGACAGCAGAAGGCACGAACAUGACACUCCACACUGCGCAUGCGUGGACCUUCGUUCUGAGUGACGCAACUACAGACUAUUUGCCUGAGAUAAACGGAAGUGUUUGUGCGGUUACGGAAGCUAAUCUUGGCGAGUUUGGUGUUUACGAACUUGCUCUCGAAAAUAACAAGUGUACCUUUUCCACACUCAAGGAUCCAGUGUUUGAAUAUGGAGCCAUGGUGAUAGCCCUAGCAGUUUACGUGGGGAUAGCGAUCCUCUGUGCCAUCGCGACUUACGUGUACAAAAAGGGUGUUCAGUCUUUGUUCAAAUCAGGGGUGACGGAGGCGACCAGCCAGCCCCUCACAAGGGAAGGUUCCUCUGCCGUUCAGGUGGUGCUACAGAUGGGCCAGUCGACCGAGACCACAGCGCCGCCGCCGCCAGUCAAGCCAGCGAAGAAGCAGAGACUCAAGUCACUCGAUACCGUGAGAGGGAUUAGCAUCGUGGUUAUGAUCUUCGUGAAUUACGGCGCCGGGAGAUACUGGUUCCUGGAGCACGCGACCUGGAACGGACUGCAGGUGGCGGAUCUCGUGUUUCCUUGGUUUCUGUGGAUCAUGGGCGUCUGCAUCCCCAUGGGCCUCCAGUCAGCUAUCCGCCGGAACGUGCCUAAGAAAAAGACCUUUUUCAGAAUUGUCAAGCGCUCCCUGAAGCUGUUCCUCCUGGGCAUCGUGUUGAACUCCUUGGGCGGAUGGGUGUACCUCGACCUCUAUCGCAUCCCUGGCGUGCUGCAGCGGUUUGCCAUCUGCUAUUUCGUGACCGCGGGCGUGGCGCUGGCUCUCUCGCCGAAGGAACCGCCGCAGUAUCAGAGCAACGUGGGCAUCGCAUUCUCCGACCUCCUCCAGUUAUUCCCACAGUGGGUCGUUCACAUCCUCAUCGUGGUCUCCCACACUCUCAUCACCUUCUUCCUGCCUGUGCCCGGAUGCCCGACAGGCUACCUAGGUCCCGGGGGCGUCGCUCUCCUGCAGGACGGAGAACCGAGUCCCCAGUGCAUAGGCGGCGCGGCUGGAGAGGUAGACCGCUGGCUCCUGACGGCGUCCCACAUCUACCAGAACCCGACGGCGAGGGGAGUCUACUCAUCAGGGGCAUUCGAUCCUGAGGGAGUGUUAGGUUCCUUAACCUCGAUCUUCCAAGUGUUCCUGGGCAUGCAAGCCGGUAUGGUGUUACAGUGCCACAAGACCCAUCGAGGACGUAUGGUGCGCUGGUUGCUGUGGUCGGUGGCCCUCGGUGCCAUUGGGACGGGGCUGUGUGGUGCCUCCAUGAACGAUGGUGUCAUACCCGUCAAUAAGAAUUUGUGGUCCCUCUCCUUCGUUAUGGUGACGUCAUGCUUUGCCUUCUUCCUGCUGGCCUUCUGCUAUCUGCUGGUCGACGUCUGGGGCGUGUGGAGUGGCGCGCCGGUCUUCCAAGCAGGCAUGAACAGCAUUUUCCUGUACGUGGGCCAUAACGUAGCCUACAACCUGUUCCCUUGGCACUACAGCAUCGGUCACAUGAACACCCACCUGGAAUUCCUUGCUGAGACGCUGUGGGGAACAACGCUGUGGGUUCUAAUCGGCCUCUAUUUGCACCACAAGGGCAAGUUCUACACUGUGUAAAGGCGGUGGGAGGCUGGCGUAUGUGUGUACUGUGUAGAGGUUAAGAGGGAGGGGGGAUGGAGGUGUUAUUGGCGUAGGAAGCAACAAUGAGGAGUUAUUUUUUAUAAUUCUUUUCUUCUGUUUAAGUUUUGGAUUUGAAUUUAAGACGUGUAACUGAUUUACACUUUUUGGAAAUGCGUAAAGGUAAAUCGGGAUUUGUUAGUUACAUGUCUUGCUUUGUGGCUUUGUUCACGUUCGCUCAUUGUUUUUCUUUCUUUUUCUUUUCUUAUUUGAGAAGUUUUUCAUCUAUAUUUGUUUUAAGCACUGAAGAGAAGUAGAGAAAAAUUAUUUUCUACUGGUUAUUAGAAGAGGAACUGACAACAGAAAACGAGAAAAAGAGACAAGGAAAACUCUGUUGUUGUUUUUUCUUUACGAUUUUUUUUCUUUUUGAUAAUUAAUUCGUUAAGUUUUUUAGUUAACACUAGAGAAGUGGAGACAAAAUAUCUUAUUACUUAUUACUAGUAGAGGAACUGACAACAGAAAAUGAGAGAAAGAGACAAGGAAAACUCAUAGAGGUUCAUAGGUUCAUAGAAAACGUUUCUCUGAUGCAUGGAACGUUUAGAAGAUAAUUUGUUUGCUUAUUCCUAUGAUACGCAUUUAUCGUUUUGCCUAAACUGUUCUGGUGUAAAUAAAUGUUAAUAAGUGUUUGAUUUUAUGCAAAUUAACUUUGCUUAUCAACUGCUUUAUAUUUUCUUGUAUGAUAAAUAUCUAUACUCUCUUAGUCUGUUUUUCUAAUUCUUAUUUUUGUAAAUUCUGAAUACAAUGUAUGGAAAUAAA
Molecule: messenger RNA, 3121 nt
Organism: Penaeus chinensis
Lineage: Eukaryota; Metazoa; Arthropoda; Malacostraca; Decapoda; Penaeidae
Gene: Hgsnat
Product: heparan-alpha-glucosaminide N-acetyltransferase-like
Exons: 14
Coding region: 503-2305 (600 amino acids)
Source: RefSeq, a predicted model, not a curated record